This is a messenger RNA of Guillardia theta CCMP2712, 915 nucleotides long. RefSeq lists its product as hypothetical. Gene Ontology annotation, molecular function: 9,15,9'-tri-cis-zeta-carotene isomerase activity. The record is from RefSeq and is a predicted model, not a curated record. NCBI's taxonomy places the organism in Eukaryota, Cryptophyceae, Pyrenomonadales, Geminigeraceae. The transcript is spliced from 4 exons. Gene Ontology annotation, cellular component: chloroplast. Gene Ontology annotation, biological process: carotene biosynthetic process. Bases 1 to 915 code for a protein of 304 amino acids.
AUGCAGGCAGAGCUGAGAGGAGAAGACUCGGGAGCCUUCGACUUGAGUGCCCAGUCAAUCGCUUCGUGGGCCAAGUUCGUUGGAGUCUUCACUGUCGUUAUGGGAGCGUUGUGGUUCCUGUGGAUUGACCCGCAAACUGGGUUCGGAGAUGAUUUCAUCAGGCUCUUGUCUUCCAUCUGCAGUGACAACAGCACAGCAACCAUGCUCCUCCUCCUCUCCGUCUUUGGUGUCGCCCACAGCGGUCUCGCGUCGUUGAGGCCGAAAGCUGAGGCGGCCAUCAACAGUUUGUUGGAGCAGGAGGGAGUAGGGGAGCGCGUUUGGCGAGUCCUCUUCGGGGUGGUCAGCUUGCCGCUUGCCGUCUCCUGCAUCGUGUUCUUCAUCAACCAUCGAUAUGAUGGCGUACAGCUGUGGGACGUGCGAUCCUCAGACGCGGUGCACGCCAUGUGCUGGGUAGUGAACUUUGUGAGCUUCUGGUUCCUCUACCCCUCCACCUUCAACCUGCUCGAGAUCGCUGCUGUGGACAAGCCCAAGUUUCACAUGUGGGAGACAGGAAUCAUGCGAAUCACUAGACACCCGCAGAUGGUCGGACAACUGAUGUGGUGCAUGGCGCACACGCUCUGGAUCGGCAACAGCUUCAUGCUGGCCACGUCCUUCGGCCUCAUGGUCCAUCACCUCUUCGGUUGCUGGCACGGCGAUCAGCGACUUGCGAACAAGUACGGGGAGGCCUUCGAGGCUGUAAAAUCCAGGACAAGCGUUCUGCCGUUUGCAGCCAUAGCCGAGGGAAGGCAAACUCUGCCUGAAGAUUACUACAAAGAGUUCCUUCGCGCCCCCUACGUCGCUAUCACUGUUGGAACCGUCGCUGCUUACUUCGCACAUCCUCUCAUGCAGGGAUACAGCUACCUGCUCAAGUGGUAG